Messenger RNA from Scylla paramamosain (green mud crab), 11238 nucleotides. RefSeq names its product HEAT repeat-containing protein 5B-like. NCBI's taxonomy places the organism in Eukaryota, Metazoa, Arthropoda, Malacostraca, Decapoda, Portunidae. The record is from RefSeq and is a predicted model, not a curated record. The transcript is spliced from 36 exons. Bases 218 to 6361 code for a protein of 2047 amino acids. Gene Ontology annotation, cellular component: membrane; Golgi apparatus; endocytic vesicle. Gene Ontology annotation, biological process: endocytosis; retrograde transport, endosome to Golgi; intracellular protein localization.
CUGAAGACAGAGUAAAACGAGGUGCUGAGAACCAUCCUGGGAGCAUUCAGAUGGAAACACGUGUUCUCUCUAUCAGACAGAACGAACUUUCUCAUGAAAACAGAUAUUCAGGUCAUGUUUACACGCAGCUCAGCAGUCAGCAGCCAUUGUAAGGGACGGCUCAGGGUAGCUGGUUCAACAAGGUACGGUACAUGCUGGCAGAGAGGGAACUAUUACCAUGAUGGAACUGAGCCACAGUCUCACCUUGAAUGAGGAGGCUCUUGCCCAGCUCCCUCCAGCCAAGCGGCCAAUAUUUGUGUUUGAAUGGCUUCGCUUUCUGGACAAGGUUUUGGAGGCUGCUCACAAGUCUGAUAUCAAAGAAUGCCAGAAGCAACUGGUGGCGCAGCUGGUGGGGCAGAUGAACGAGUCCCCAGGGCCGCCCACACGCAAGCUGGUGGCGCGGUGCCUGGCUACCCUGUUCAGUGUGGGGGACACUUUUCUCCUCUUUGACACCAUCAACAAAUGUAAUGAUGUCCUCAAGAAUAAAGAUGACUCACCAAGCUAUCUGCCAACCAGACUUGCUGCAGUGACCUGCAUUGGUGCUAUGUAUGAGAAGUUAGGACGCAUGAUGGGACGGUCAUAUGAGGAAACUGUGCAGAUCCUCAUCAAGGCACUGAGGAAUGCAGAGUCCCAGCUGAGGAUAGAGAUCAUGAUGACCUUGGAAAAGAUCACAGCGGGCAUGGGCACUGCAGCAGGCAAUGUACACAAGGAUAUUUACAAGGCUGCCAAGAUGGGUCUCACUGAUCGGGCUCUUCCUGUCAGAUGUGCCUCAGCUCUGUGCUUAAUGGAAAUGACCAAACAUGCACCAUUCAUGUACACAACAGAGAUUGAAAACUUGUCUCAGUUGUGUUACCGUGCAUUUGACAACAGUAACUAUGAUGUUCGAUGCACUGUGGCCAAGCUGCUGGGAGUUGUACUGGCAACAACACAGAAUCCACCCAAAGAGUUUGUAAAAGGAAAUAGCAAAGGAGGCGCUGUAAAGCUGAUGUCACUUGAUGAGGCACUGACGGUCUUGCUGACAGGAUUUUUAAGAGGUGGAAACAGCUUUCUGAAGGGGACUGGGGAGAUGAUCAAAGGCUCAUCCUCAGUGUCACGUGAAGUUAGAGUAGGCAUAACACAGGCGUAUGUGGUAUUUGUGCAAGAGAUGGGUGCAUUAUGGUUGGAACGUCAUGUGUCCACUCUGUUGGCCCACCUGAUGGAACUGGUGGCCAGCCCAAAGGCCAUCACCUCCCAUGUAGAGGCUGUCUACUCACGCAAGUGUGUCAACUUUAUCUUGCGAGCCACACUGGGACGUAUGAUUGGAGAGAAAGCACAAGCAGCAGCCUGUAAAGAAAUCACUCAGUUGAUUAUCAAGCAUAUGAAUACUGUUGAUGUCAGUGGUGAGGGAACCAAGGAUGGAGGAGAAGGAGGACAGCAUGUAUUGGUUUGUCUGCUGCAAGAGCUUGGCUGUCUUAUGGAGUCACUCAGCACUACGUCAUCCACAAUAAUUCUUGAUACACAUCUUAAUUUAGUGGAUGCAGUGGUGGCUGUGCUGCUUCACCCAAGCAGUGCUGCACGACUGAAUGCUGCCUGGUGCCUUCGCUGCAUCUGUCUUGCCCUUCCCUCCCAGCUCCACCCUCUCAUCACCCGCUGCUGUGACCGCCUCGAUGCACUUAAGUCUUCCCCUGAAGCCAUUGCUGGCUAUAGCUGUGUUGUGUCAGCUCUUGUUGGGUGUGUCCAGAAAACCCCCCUUGGGAUCCCUCACAUGCGGGGAAAGGUCCUCUUCAACAUAGCUGAAGAGCUCCUCCGAUCAGCCAGCCAGAACUCCCGACUGUCUCUUCACAGAACUCAGGCUGGAUGGCUCAUCAUUGGCUCCAUCAUGACCUUGGGUGUGGGUGUUGUGCGAGGUCUGCUGCCCCGCAUGUUACUCCUUUGGAAGAACUCUUUCCCCCGUUCCAGCAAAGAGAUUGAAAGUGAAAAGGCCCGAGGAGAUGCUUUCACGUGGCAGGUUACUUUGGAGGGCAGAGCAGGAGCUUUAGCCUCCAUGCACAGCUUCCUUCUUCACUGCUCUGAACUGGCAGCUGAAGACACAGUUCGAAGACUUCUCCUGCCUAUAGAAGCUGCUCUCCUUAUGUUGUCUUGCAUUGCACACAUUGUGAAGCAGUAUGGCCAGCACCUCAAGGCAUCCACUGCCAUGGUGCGGCUCCGCCUCUAUGAAGUGUUGGCUCUUCUGCCACCUCAGUCUUUUGAAAGUCACUACACAAGUAUCCUGAAAUUGUUGGUUAGUGAGUUCACCCUUGCUGAGAGUGGUGCCAACACCACCACCUCACUUCUGCGCAGCAUGUGCCAUGCUGAUGACUCUGUCAUUCUGGGCACCUGGCUGCACCACACCCACCACAAGGCCAUUGAAGACCAGCUACAACCAAACAGUGCAAGUGGGUCUGGAGCACUGGAGCAUGAUCCAACCUACCUGUAUCGACCACUGCCAGAGGGUGAGGCCAUUGCUGGCCCCCUUCCCUUAGGUGUGGCCGUCAUAGAUGCCUCAGUGGUCCUCUUCGGACAGAUGUUUCCACUGGUGGCAAAUAAACAUCGCCUCAAGAUGUUGAAUUUGUUUGGGGACAUGAUUCGAGCUGCCAAAAGCCAGCGUCAAGAGGCUGUACAGAUGAACAUUUUUACUGCUGUGCUGAGUGCCCUGAAGAUCCUCAGUGAUAACAAGGCUUCAUUUGGCCAAGAUGAUGUUAAGAAAGCUGCAACUGCUCUUCUUCUGGGAGGCUUGAUACACCCCAACUCAACACUGCGCUGUGCAUCGGGAGAAGCUAUUGGACGCAUGGCUCAGGUGGUUGGGGAUCCACGUUUUGUUGCAGAAUUGGCCCAGAAUAGUUUUGACAAGCUGAAGAGUGCACGUGAUGCUGUGAGCCGCACUGGGCACUCCCUGGCACUCGGCUGCCUUCAUCGCUAUGUUGGAGGCAUGGGGUCAGGCCAGCACCUUAGUACCUCCAUCAGUAUCCUGCUUGCUUUGGCUAAGGACACAACCUCCCCAGUGGUUCAGGUAUGGGCUCUUCAUGCACUGUCCCUGAUUGCUGACUCUGGAGGCCCUAUGUUCCGCUCCUAUGUUGAGCCAUCCCUUGCCCUGCUGCUGGAACUGCUGCUGUCUGUUCCUCUUCACACGGCAGAAGUUCACCAGUGCAUAGGAAAGUGUCUUCAGGCUCUCAUCACUACUGUGGGUCCUGAGCUGCAAGGUACAAACAGCAGUGUGGUGAUGGUGCGGUGGUCUCUGUUGUGUGGGUGUGGCUUGGUGCAGGAACACCCAGAGCCACUGGUGCAGGCUGAGGCCAUUGCAUGUCUGCAGCAGAUGCACAUGUUUGCACCCAGACAUGUCAAUCUGUCCUCCUUAGUUCCCAUGCUUGUGAAAAAACUGAGCUGCAAUCAUCUGCUGCUGCGUCGUGCUGCUGUGUCAUGUCUGAGGCAGUUGUCACAGCGUGAGGCCUGGGAAGUGUGUGAACAUGCACUCAAUCUUGCUCAAAGUAGUGAAGAACAGGAUCAAGGGCUAGCAAUGACAGAGACAGGUCUUCCUGGCCUGCUGUUUGGACUGCUGGACACUGAGACAGACUGUGUUUUGGUGCGGCACGUCCACCACACCCUCACCUCCAUGCUGCAGGCGCUGGCCACCUCCCACCUCACCCUUUGGCUCACUCUGUGUCAGGAAGUUCUCACCAACACAGUAGAGAGCAGCACUAAUGAUGGUAAUGGUGAGAUGGGAGAGGAGAUUGCUGAUGAUGACAUGGUUCAGAUUCACACUGGAGGAGACCCUGAUCCCCACCCCACCAUUCCUCCUCGCUGGACCACCAGGGUGUUUGCUGCUCAGUGCAUUGCUAAGAUUAUUCAGGAGUGUGAAAAUAGUCGAGCUCACUUUGACCUUGCUCUAGCCCGGGAAAUGCAGGCCACCAAGCUUAAAGGAGACUACUUAGUGUUACAUUUGAGUGAGGUUGUCCGUAUGGGCUUCAUGGGAGCCACCAGUGAUAGUGAUGAGCUGCGUCUGGAAGGCCUUCACAUCCUGCACCUCAUCAUAGACAGAUUCUCCCAUGUUCCUGAACCAGAGUUCCCUGGCCAUGUGAUACUAGAGCAGUACCAAGCACAGGUUGGUGCUGCAUUACGGCCAGCGUUUGCUCCAGAGACAGCCUCCCAUGUUACUGCAAGAGCUUGUGAAGUCUGUAGUGCCUGGAUAUGUUCAGGUGUUGCUCGAGAUCUGAAUGACCUACGGCGUGUCCACCAGCUCCUAGUGUCCUCCCUGGCCAAGCUGAAUAAGGGCAACACUAAAGGCUUAUAUAAUGAAAGUGCAGCAACUUUAGAGAAACUUGCCAUCCUAAAAGCAUGGGCAGAGGUAUAUGCAGUUGCCUUAAAAGGUGUGAAUGGAAAUGAGAAAGUGGAUGGAGAUUGUGAUGAAGAUGAGAGACCUGAGAGUGAUUCAGGCAUGCAAUCAUCAGAGGAGAGUCUGCUCAGCUUGGUACAGCCAGAGUUGGUGGCUCUGUCCAAGUCAUGGCUCGCUGCACUCAAGGACCAUGCAUUGCUGUCCCUGCCCCCUGAAUUUUCCAGCCAGUUACCUCAUGAUGGGGGAGCAUUUUAUUCUAACGAAAGCAUCGAGAAUGUUCGUCCAUACUAUCGCAGUGCUUGGCCUCCCAUGCUGUAUGCUGCUGCACUCUGGCUCAGCUCUGGAGGCUUUGAUAAUGCAUUGGAGGAAGAAGAAGGAGAUGCCAGUCCCACAGCUUCCACAGUGACAUCAAGUUCAGCCUCAUCCCCGGUCAAAACACCUGAAUCUAUAAAUAAGGAUCGCUUCUAUCUUCUUUUAGGAAUCUGCCUGGAGUGGCUGUGCAGCCCUGUGCACAGUGAUGAUCCAGAGCGCAGUGUGGUGUGUCUACGGUCUUUAGAGACUUUAUUGUCUUCCCACUGGCCAGCCAAGUUGGUUGGUCCUAAUAGUAGUCUGACUUCAGAAAUUGCAACAGUAAUGCACAGACAAGUGUUAAGUUCUGACCACACUGACGUGCACCAGUCAGCAGUAACAGUUGUCACCCUCAUUGUGAAGGCUGCACAGCAAACUCUGGAUGAAGAAAAGAGAAAAAAGAACAAACAUAAAGAAGAAAAACCAGCAAAUCAGGAAUGUGAGGGGUGUGAGGCUGACCUCUUGGGUGAAGGCAAGGAGUCUGGGGAAAUCAACACAGCUCAGUCUCUGGUGUUCACUGCCCUACAGGUGUGUCUAUGCACCCUAGUGCGGCACAAGCCCCGCCUUGCUCCCCAGGUAGUGGCCUCAGCACCCUCCCUGCUUGCACCUCCUCGCCACCAUACCAAACCCCACCAGCUGGACUCCCUGCUGGCCUCUACUGUAACUCUCCUUACAGCUCUACCUGAUUUAUGCUCUCCAGCAGGUGGUGUGGCCAUUCUUCCAACUGUGCUGUAUCUCCUGACUGGUGUUUUGAGAGAAUGUGGCAGCAAGAACAGUCCCUCACCAAACACUAGCAGCACUCCGACUCUCACUAGUGUUGUUUUAGAUGCACUAGCAAACCUAGCAAGGCAUCCUUAUGCUCGAGAUCCAAGGUCCAAGGAUCAGUGGUGCAGCUUACUCCAGUCUGCUCUUGCCAGUAUUAUUGACCUAAGUAAAACAUGUGAAGAGGAGCGCAUCACAGAUGAAGUAGUGGUGCUGCAGGGCAUUGCUCAGCUCAUCCUUCAUGCCCCUCCCUCUGUCAGCAGACCACACAACCUCCAGUAUCCUGCCAUUAACUUAUUCAAAAUGGCAACACAACACCAACAUUUCAGUGUACGUAUUCAGUGCAUUCAGACACUGGAAUCCAUCUUCAGCCACACAGACAGUGAAAUAUCAACUCCUUAUAUUCAUGCGCUGGCACCUCGCAUCCUUGAGUACCUGCAUGAGACACACACCAGCAUCUCCACCCAAGCUGAACUACAGCUUAUCACAGAGAGCCUCAGUGCAAUGGAACUUCUCAUUCCAAGAACAUUAGCUGAACACAGAAGUGAAUUGGUGGGAGUGCUGGUGGGUCUGAUGGUGGGGGCGCUGCAGGACACAAACCGCCUCAGCAGUGUGAACCAGCCCACCAGACAGCUCCACCAGUAUGCCUUGGGGAGGCUGCAAAAAAUUGGACCACAGUAUCCACAGGAAUUCCGCACUGUUCUGACCAGCAAGCCAGAGCUACGCCUCAGGUUGGAGGGAGCACUGAAGGGACAGCAGGAGGCAAAGAGCAAAGUGGAUGCCUCUCUGGCCCAAGAUUCUGUGCAGCACCAGCCAACCAUCAAGCUAAAAAGAGAUUUCUCAAAUUUUGCAUCAAAGACGUAGGCCAGGUUCCAUUUUCCUGUCUGCAUAAUACUUGCAUAACACUUGGAGAAAACAGAUUAAGAAAAUGAACUCCCUAUUACAUUUUAGACUAUUACUCAUCUGUAAACAUAUACUCCAAGUGUAUAUGCAUCUAACACUGAUAUAGUGUUAGACUGACAAUUGAACAACUGAAGAACUGCAAAGGACCAAGCACGUGAUAGGCCUCUCUGAGUUUUGAGUUACGAUUUAUAUUCAUGUGUAUAUCCUUUUUUUUUCUUUCAAGACAUACUUAUGAUAGGUAGAGAGGCUUUGCAGAGUUUUUGUUUACAGUUUAGGUUUAUUUUAUACCAUUACAGAUCAUACUGUUUGUCAUUAAUGCUAUUUAUCUGUGUAUAUCUUUUACUACUGAAUCAGUUCAUCAUGUGAAGAGACUCAUUCAAGAGAGUUGUUUUUUCCAAGAUUAAUGUUCAUCUUAUAAUCAUAGAUCUUCAUGUUUUCAGGAGUUUAAAUGUUAUCCAGUCUUUUCAAAAUCCCACAGUCUAUUAUUGUUCCACAUGCAAACUAUGAAGAAAUAUUUCACAUGGAAGCAGUACACCCAUUACAAAUUACCUUGUAGUUGGGGAGUAAUGUUUCAGUGAGUGUGGGUAGGCAGGACCUUCCCCUUCUUGUUGACUGGUGGGUUGAACCUUGCUGUGUGAAUCAUCUCCUUUAUCAUGAUUCAGUGAGUUAUUCAUAUGUAAAUAUGUACUGUAUAUUGUUUAGUUUUAUUGAUUUCAAAGGUAAAGGGAAGGUUAUAAGUUCCUUUAGCAGCUUAUUUUUAGUAAAGAAAACCUACCUAGAAAAUUACUUAGAAAAUGGUAUAUCCUAUUAUCUAAUUUAUCCAAAUGCAAGAAGCUUAUUUAAAUACAUUAUUACAUUAGUAGUGUUAGCUAAUUAUAUUGGUAAAUGUUUGUUAAGUCCAAUUUUUCUUUACAUUUUACUUGUCAUUAUUAUUAUUAUUCUUACUAAUAUUAUAACAAUAGUAAUUAUUAUUACUAUUAUUAUUAUUAUUAUUAUUAUUAUUAUUAUUAUUAUUAUUAUUAUUAUUAUUAUUAUUAUUGCUGUUACUACUACUACUACUACUACUACUACUACUACUACUACUACUACUACUACUACUACUACUACUACUACUACUACUACUACAUUUACUUCUACUACUACUACUACUACUACUACUACUACUACUACUACUACUACUACUACUACUACUACUACUACUACUACUACUACUACUACUGCUAUUAUUAUUAUUAUUAUUAUUAUUAUCAUUAUUAUUAUUAUUAUUAUUAUUAUUAUUAUUAUUAUUAUUAUUAUUAUUAUUAUUAAUAUUAUUAUUAUUAUUAUUAUUAUUAUGGUCACUCAGCAAUCCGUCACAUUUAUAGGCAUUAGGUAAAAGGGGUGUCAGUUUACCAGUGUUGGAUAGGUAUUUCAUAUGGUGCAGAUAUUUAUUUUAUGUAUUAGCACCUGAAGGCAUAUUUAGUGUGAUAUGAAAUUUUUUUACUUCAUUCUGUCAGUGAAUUAUAUGAAUAUUUGAGUAUGAGUCCAAGAACUUGGGAGUUAAUAGUCAGACUAAAAGAUUCCUGAUUGAUAUAAGAGACUUAGUAUAUAUAUAUAUAUAUAUAUGUAUGAGAGUUGUUUAUAGUGUAAAUAUGAAAAAAAAAAUAUAGUCCAAUAGGAAGAAAAAAGGAAGAAGCUAUGAUAAAUAUUGUUCAGAAUUAUAAGGAAGCAAUUAAGUACAAUGGUGUUGCUUAUGUCAUGCCAUUGACAUGUUGAUAUUAGGGUACACAAAGUUUAUUAGGGCAAGUUAUAGGAUUCCCAUAAACCAUUGAUCUUGUUAUGGCUUUAUGUAUGUUAUGUGUGUAUGUGUUUGAUUUUAUGCUUUAUGUUGUGUUAUCAUAAAGAAAUGUCACUGUAGAGAUUCACAGAGUAAGUCUCCUUGAGAAGUCAUAUUUCCUUCAUUCUGAACUGCCAGAAUGACCUGAAUCUUAACUCUUUGUAGGUGCAGACUUCCAGUGCAUCACAGUAACUAAGUAGGUGUGCUCUGUAUAAUUGUUGAUAAUCAUAAGAACAUAAGUAAAUAAGGAGACAACAAAAGGCCACUGGAACAACACAAGGCAGCUCCAGAACACUGAAAACUUACUAUCUGCUAUCACUGUAUGUACUCGUAAAUUUAUCAGAUCAUCUCUUGGAGCUGUUUGAUAUCUGUGCACUUGCAAGUACCACAUUUGUUCUACUCAUUUACAGCCCUGUUUGUGAGUCGGUUUUUGGUUAUCUCCCAGAUAAAAGAACCAGAUCUUGUCAAAAGUGUCAUUAUUGAAGUUAGAUUUGUUGAGCUUCAGUUGAUCUCUGUUUCCACCUUCUGUAACUUUUGUUUUUUUUAAUCAAGUUUCAUAGUGUCAGGUACAUUGUCAUAAGGUAUAGCAGAGCUUACAUAUAUAAUAUGCAUAUGUGGAAAAAGUAAUUUUUUCGUCACAUGAGUAAGUUGUUGCGAAGAUUUGUAUCGUAUAUUAAAGUUGCUUGAUCAUACAUUUCUUGCACAAUAAAUGAAAGUCGUGUGUGUUUAUCUUGAGUAGUGUUUGGUUCACAUACUAUACCACAUCUUCAGAAGUACCUAGAGUGUAAUUGUGAUAAGCCAGACAGAUGCUAAGUUAAAGUGAGCAUUUUUACUCUUAAAGAUGCUUGCAAGAAGUUCUGUUCUUGCUUAUUUUAACCUAACACCAGUCUGGUUCAGUACAUCAUGGUGCGUAAUUACUUUACAAUCUGCUGAACAUCCUUUUAGUAUGAAGUCUGACCUUCCAUGAGUUAAGCUUGAGUCAGCUUUGACAGUGUGGAUCAUGAGAUGUGUUAUGAUGACUUGUUGAUGGGACAAAUAAGGAAACUGUACAUUCAAGAAGAGGUUCAGGUAUUUUAUAUAAUGAUUAUGUUGUUUUUAUUGUUUUUAUCAGUAUAAAUGGUAGAGUUUUUAUGCACUGUCUUGAGUUACCACAUUGAUUUAUUUUAAGAAUUUCACCACUGAGAUCUGUAAAUUGAAAAUGCAUUGUCAUCAGUAAUAUGCAGCUUAUAGUUGACAUGUACUUACUUUCAGAACUAAGUAAAUAUAUUAAUCCUUUUUCUCAUGAUUUUAGAAUGAAUUUUUGAAUAUUUUUAUUACCAUUCUAUUUUUAUUACUAUGUUCAUCAUUAGGGAAAAAUGCUGCUCUCAUAACUUUGCACAUUGUUCCAAUCAUUAAUUUUCUUCCAUUCUUGUCUUAGGUUAUCUUUGCCCUCAUGUCCAUUCAUCUUACUGUAGGAUACAUUACAAACUGUCCAUUUUAUUCACAUUUUUAUAGAACCAUACCAGGAUUUUGAGCUUAAUUAUGAAAGCUGAAUGUCUUUCUUCCAGCUAAGAAUAGAGUAUGUACUUCACCAUAUUGUAAUAUGUUAAAAAGAACUUAAUUUGUGAAAUUUGUAUUUGCACUUACUUUUGCUUCAAGCUUUAUUGCCUAGGUAUUUAGUUCUAUAUAGAAAGUUAAGCAGAUAUGCCCUGUUAAGGAGCUGAAUUUCUUUGAAAAUGGAUGUCAGGUUGAUUAUUUUUAUCUGAUAUCGAUUGGCACAUUCAAAUAUGUUCCUUUGACAAGAUGAAGUGGGAGAAACAGACACAGGACACAGGUGGCAGGCAAUCUAUUUAAGAGGUAGAGAAAAUACAGGCUUAGUUAAGGACAAGCUGAGGCCAACUGAGUUGAAAGGCAGUUCUCAGAGCUUAUGUAGGGUUGAGUCAAGACUGUAGACAAAUCUGAAACAUGCUUACAAGAGACAGCAUCCAUGACAGACUGCUUCCUCUCUGCUUUGGAGGGAACUAUGAGCCUCAUGUUCCUUCUACUUUCUCCUGGAUUGCAGUGGUGUAGGCUGUUGCUUGUAGAAACUUUUCAAUUUUACCAUGGGGAAGUAGUAGCAAAGUUCCCCUGUUGCAUCCUCAAGACACUGACUAACAUGUGAGCCUGUAUAGGAAUACAGAUCAAAAUCAAGGCUGUGGAAAUGAGCAGAUGGGCUGAUGUAAUCUUCACACUUUUACUUAAAGAGUUAUGAAGGGUUUUCCUUCUUUAAAAGUUUGUUCAAUUUGUGUCUACUAUGUCCUUGAGGCAGAGGACACCUUAAUAGCACUUCUUGCUUGUAAUGGGGAGUGAGAGGAGAGAUGCAGCAAACAAGCAGUGUAUUCCCUGGAUAUUAGAGACUAAUGAGGAUCUGCUGCAUUUUCAAGUCAAACAUUCCUAAGAUGUCAGGAUUUUUCCAUCUAACAUAGAAGCAUCUACUGGGGUCUGUGUAAAUGACCCUUUAAGUCAUAACCUCCAGAUGGCUUUGUAUUUAGGGCGUCAGUCAUGGUAUCCCAUUGUUGCUUCUCUGGAGACCCUGCAUUACUUCAUUAUAGCAAUGGCUGCAGGUCUUGUUCAUUCCCAUAAAACCUGUAGUUUUCAACCCUUAGUAAGUUGUUGGCAGCAGCACCAGCAGUAGCUUCUUCCUGAGACAUCACUACACUGGCGCUGUGCUCUGUCAUGCCUCUGUCUGCUGACUGUGGUCCUUAUCUGUAGGCAGCUUGGGUUCUCCCACGCUUCUACAAUGAAAUUAAAACUUGAUUGUGGAAAUGUCACUUAAAUCUGGUAUGCUUUGUUACUUAAACUAGUCAUUGUAGCUCGAGAACUUUUCUCCCAAAAAUUAUAUUUCGAUGAAAUAUUUGUUAUGACACCUUGUUGAAUAUCGCACUUUAUAGAGCAAUUUCACAAGAUAGAUUGAUGUUAAUUACUGUGUAUGGAGUAAAAGGCAUAUAUGAUCUUAUUUUAUGUUAGGUAUGGAACUCUAUAGCAAUAAAUUCUAGUUACUGCA